Messenger RNA from Odobenus rosmarus divergens (Pacific walrus), 2986 nucleotides. It is a transcript of the gene NRG2, whose product is annotated as neuregulin 2. Gene Ontology annotation, biological process: nervous system development; intracellular signal transduction; animal organ development. Bases 220 to 2739 code for a protein of 839 amino acids. Gene Ontology annotation, molecular function: signaling receptor binding. The transcript is spliced from 10 exons. Lineage: Eukaryota; Metazoa; Chordata; Mammalia; Carnivora; Odobenidae. The record is from RefSeq and is a predicted model, not a curated record.
GGUCCUGGCGCGCAGGGUGGGAGCGCCGCGCCGCUCCGCGCUGCGCAUCGCGGCCCGCUUGCCGCCUGCCCCCUGCCCUCGCUGGGCCGCCUCCCCCGGCUGCCGGUGGAGGGCUCCGAGGCGCUAACGUUACGCUGUUUCCGGUUUUCUAGCGGGCUCUGUUUCCCCUCCCAAGGCGGCGGCGGCGGAGCGGCGGAGCCCCCCAAAUGGCCUGGCCAGAUGCGGCAGGUUUGCUGCUCAGCGCUGCCGCCGCCGCCACUGGAGAAGGCUCGGUGCAGCAGCUACAGCGACAGCAGCAGCAGCGGCGGCAGCAGCGAGAGGAGCAGCAGCGGCAGCAGCAGCGGCAGCAGGAGCAGCAGCGGCAGCAGCGGCGGCAGCAUCUCCCGUACCGCUGCGCCCCCAGAGCCGCGGCCGCCGCAACAGCCGCAGCCCCGCAGCUCCGCAGCCCGGAGAGCCGCCGCCCGCUCUCGAGCUGCAGCCGCCGGCGGCAUGAGGCGCGACCCGGCCCCCGGCUUCUCCAUGCUGCUCUUCGGUGUGUCGCUCGCCUGCUACUCGCCUAGCCUCAAGUCGGUGCAGGACCAGGCGUACAAGGCACCGGUGGUGGUGGAGGGCAAGGUACAGGGGCUGGCCCCAGCCGGCGGCUCCAGCUCCAACAGCACCCGCGAGCCGCCCGCCUCGGGUCGGGUGGCGCUGGUGAAGGUGCUGGACAAGUGGCCGCUCCGGAGCGGGGGGCUGCAGCGCGAGCAGGUGAUCAGCGUGGGCUCCUGUGCGCCGCUCGAAAGGAACCAGCGCUACAUCUUUUUCCUGGAGCCCACGGAGCAGCCCUUAGUCUUUAAGACGGCCUUUGCCCCCAUCGACACCAACGGCAAAAACCUCAAGAAAGAGGUGGGCAAGAUCCUGUGCACUGACUGCGCCACCCGGCCCAAGCUGAAGAAGAUGAAGAGCCAGACGGGACAGGUGGGUGAGAAGCAGUCACUGAAGUGCGAGGCAGCGGCGGGCAACCCUCAGCCCUCCUACCGCUGGUUCAAGGACGGCAAGGAGCUCAACCGCAGCCGUGACAUUCGCAUCAAGUACGGCAACGGCAGAAAGAACUCACGACUCCAGUUCAACAAGGUGAAGGUGGAGGACGCUGGGGAGUACGUCUGUGAGGCCGAGAACAUCCUGGGGAAGGACACAGUCCGGGGCCGGCUCCACGUCAACAGCGUGAGUACCACUCUGUCAUCCUGGUCGGGGCACGCCCGGAAGUGCAACGAGACAGCCAAGUCCUAUUGUGUCAAUGGAGGUGUCUGCUACUACAUCGAGGGCAUCAACCAGCUCUCCUGCAAAUGUCCAAACGGAUUCUUCGGACAGAGAUGUUUGGAGAAACUGCCUUUGCGAUUGUACAUGCCAGAUCCUAAGCAAAAAGCCGAGGAGCUGUACCAGAAGAGGGUCCUGACUAUCACCGGCAUCUGCGUGGCUCUGCUGGUGGUGGGCAUUGUCUGCGUGGUCGCCUACUGCAAGACCAAAAAACAGCGGAAGCAGAUGCACAACCACCUCCGGCAGAACAUGUGCCCAGCCCACCAGAACCGGAGCUUGGCCAAUGGGCCCAGCCACCCCCGGCUGGACCCCGAGGAGAUCCAGAUGGCAGAUUACAUCUCCAAGAACGUGCCAGCCACGGACCAUGUCAUCCGGAGGGAAACCGAGACCACCUUCUCUGGGAGCCGCUCCUGCUCUCCUUCUCACCACUGUUCCACAGCCACACCCACCUCCAGCCACAGGCAUGAGAGCCACACAUGGAGCCUGGAACGUUCUGAAAGCCUGACCUCCGACUCGCAGUCAGGCAUCAUGCUGUCAUCAGUGGGUACCAGCAAGUGCAACAGCCCGGCGUGCGUGGAGGCCCGGGCGCGGCGGGCAGCAGCCUACAACCUGGAGGAGCGGCGCAGGGCCGCCGUGCCACCUUACCAUGACUCCGUAGACUCCCUGCGUGACUCCCCACACAGCGAGAGGUACGUGUCGGCACUGACCACGCCCGCGCGCCUCUCUCCCGUGGACUUCCACUACUCGCUGGCCACGCAGGUGCCGACUUUUGAGAUCACGUCUCCCAACUCGGCGCACGCAGUGUCGCUGCCGCCGGCCGCGCCCAUCAACUACCGCCUGGCGGAGCAGCAGCCGCUACUGCGGCAGCCGGCGCCCCCCGGCCCGGGGCCCGGGCCCGGCGCGGACAUGCAGCGCAGCUACGACAGUUACUACUACCCCGCGGCGGGCCCGGGGCCGCGGCGCGGAGCCUGCGCGCUGGGCGGCAGCCUGGGCAGCCUGCCCGCCAGCCCCUUCCGCAUCCCCGAGGACGACGAGUACGAGACCACGCAGGAGUGCGCGCCCCCGCCCCCGUCGCGGCCGCGCGCCCGCGGCGCGUCCCGCAGGACGUCGGCGGGGCCCCGGCGCUGGCGCCGCUCGCGCCUCAACGGGCUGGCGGCGCAGCGCGCACGCGUGGCGCGGGACUCGCUGUCGCUGAGCAGCGGCUCGGGUGGCGGCUCGGCCUCUGCCUCGGACGACGACGCGGACGGGGCGCUGGCGGCCGAGAGCACGCCUUUCCUCGGCCUGCGUGCGGCGCACGAUGCGCUGCGCUCGGACUCGCCGCCUCUGUGCCCGGCGGCCGACAGCAGGACUUACUACUCCCUGGACAGCCACAGCACGCGGGCCAGCAGCAGACACAGCCGCGGGCCGCCCCCGCGGGGCAAGCAGGACUCGGCGCCCCUCUAGGGGUCCCCGCCGCCCGCCGCCCCCUCCGCCUCGCCUGCCCCACUGUCUUUAAGGAGAACAGAGACCACCGCCUGGAGAGAGAAAGGAGGAAAAAAAUAAAAAUAUUUUUAUUUUCUAUAAAAGGAAAAAGGUAUAACAAAAUGUUUUAUUUUCAUUUUAGCAAAAAUUGUCUUAUAAUACUAGCUAACGGCAAAGACGUUUUUAUAGGGAAACUAUUUAUAUGUAACAUCCUGAUUUACAGCUUCGG